Molecule: messenger RNA, 3562 nt
Organism: Oncorhynchus mykiss (rainbow trout)
Lineage: Eukaryota; Metazoa; Chordata; Actinopteri; Salmoniformes; Salmonidae
Source: RefSeq, a predicted model, not a curated record
UGUGCAAGCAAACAGAAUUAGAUCUGUCCAUAUUUUCAACGCAACAGCAGGACUUAACAUGGUCUGGCAACGACUAGAAGAGUGCUAUGGUACACCCGAAGUGAUCGAGAAUGCACUGUUGAAGAAAAUGUAUGAUUUUCCAAAACUGACUAACAAAGACAAUCACAAACUAAGGGAACUAGGUGACAUUCUUCUCGAACUGGAGUGUGCUAAAGUAGAAGGGUACCUUCCAGGCCUCGCUUAUCUGGACACAUCUCGGGGGGUAAACCCUAUUGUAGAGAAACUUCAAUUCAGUUUACAAGAAAAAUGGAUAGCACAGGGAUCCAAAUAUAAGGAGGACUAUCGGGUAGCAUUCCCACCAUUCUCGUUCUUCUCGAGAUUCAUCAGGAACCAGGCGAAAAUUAGAAAUGACCCCAGCUUCACCCUCUACACCUCAACUAACCAGGUGUCCAUGAAAAGUGAGAAACCUGCCAGGUACAACAGCAAGACACCUGUGACUGUAUACAAGACAGAUGUGUCAUCUGAGGCCUCAGACCACCAAACCAAACCCAGUAAGACAAAGGUUGAAAACCCUGACCAUCACUGUCCAAUACAUAACAAGCCUCAUCCUCUUAAAAAGUGUUGUGGGUUUAGAUACAAAACUCUAGAUGAUCGCAAAUCAUAUCUCAAAGACAAUGGCAUUUGUUUCCGAUGUUGUGGGUCAACUCAACACAGAGCUAAAGACUGUAAGGUUUCAAUCAAGUGCUCUGAGUGCGACAGCGACAGGCAUCUUGCUGCUCUGCAUCCAGGCCCCUUCAAAUACAGACACCGCUACAGCAGAGACGGAGCAUGGCGGGGAGCAAGGUGACAAUGCUCUUCUAUCUGUCACCUCAAAGUGUACAGAGAUCUGUGGUGAGGCAGUCAAUCCAAGAUCAUGUUCAAAAAUAUGCCUAGUCAAAGCUUAUCCGGCUGGGAAAAGAGAGAAAGCUGUCAAAAUGUAUGUAGUGCUUGAUGAACAGAGUAACACAUCUCUGGCCAAGACAGAGUUGUUCAGUCUCUUCAACAUCAAUGACAACUCUGCUCCAUACACCAUGAAGACGUGUUCUGGGGUAACAGAGACUUCAGGCAGGAGAGCCGUCAACUUCAUGGUGGAGUCUAUAGAUGGACACAUGCAGCUCACUCUCCCUACUCUGAUAGAGUGUGAUAUGAUGCCAGACGAUAGGAUGGAGAUUCCCUCCCCCGACAUUGCGUAUCAUCAUCCCCAUCUGCAACCAGUUAUGGACAAAAUUCCAGCAGUGGACCCAGACGCGCCCAUCCUCCUGCUCUUAGGACGAGACAUCUUAAGGGUACACAAGGUACGAGAGCAAAUCAAUGGGCCCCACGACACUCCUUAUGCACAGCGACUCGACCUCGGGUGGGUCAUCGUGGGUGAGGUCUGUCUGGGAACGGCUCACCGACCAGCCAAUGUUAACGUGUUCAGGACAAACAUACUUCAAAAUGGUCGCACAUCCUAUCUGAGCCCUUGCCCUGACAUCAUCCAGGUAAAAGAGAACUACAACAGCGUAGCUCAGAAACACAUCUCUCCCUCUACAGUGCACUCGAGAGAUCCAAUCACAACUGUGAACACAGACAGCCUGGGAUGUUCCGUGUUCGACAAAACACAAGACGAUGAUAAACCAGCACCAUCAGUGGAGGACAAAGCCUUCUUGGACAUUAUGGACAAACAGGUUUUCCAGGAUGAUGGAAACAACUGGGUGGCUCCACUACCCUUUCGCCCCACUAUACGUCGCCUCCCUAAUAACAGGGAUCAGGCCAUGAACCGUCUCACAUCACUUCGCAGGACUUUAGACAAAAAGCCUGACAUGAAGCGUAAUUUUAUUGACUUCAUGCAAAAGAUGCUGGAUAACGACCAAGCCGAACCUUCACAGACACUAGAGGGAGACAAAGAACGUUGGUAUCUGCCCAUAUUUGGUGUUUACCAUCCACAAAAGCCUGAACAAAUAAGAGUAGUAUUUGACUCCAGUGCUAAGUGUCAAGGCGUGUCACUUAACGAUGUUCUGCUCAGUGGUCCAGACUUAAACAACACACUCUUGGGUGUCCUAAUGCGUUUCCGCAAGGAUUGCAUUGCACUAACAGCAGAUGUGCAACAAAUGUUUUACUGUUUUGGUGUACGUGAGGAUCACAGAGAUUACUUAAGGUUUCUCUGGUAUGAAGACAACAACCCAGAUAGAAACAUAACCGAGUACGGUAUGAAAGUGCAUGUAUUUGGGAACAGCCCUUCACCAGCCGUAGCCAUCUACUGCAUGAGACGAGCAGCGCUACAGGGUGAGAAGGAACACGGGUCAGAACCCAAGCAAUAUGUAGUGAGGAACUUCUACGUUGAUGAUGGUCUGACAUCAGUAGCUACUACAGAAGAAGCUAUCAACAUUCUAAGAAAAACACAAGCAAUGUUGGCGGAGUCCAACAUGAAACUACACAAGAUUGCAUCCAAUAGCAAAACAGUUAUGGAAGCUUUCCCUAUGGAGGACCGUGUGAAAGACUUAAAAGAUCUGGACCUAGGAGUGGAUCCUCUCCCCUUUCAACGGAGUCUGGGACUUUCCUGGAACCUGGAAACAGACAGCUUCUCAUUCCAGGUGUCCCACAAUUAGAAGCCUUUUACGCGGAGAGGCAUCCUGUCCACAGUGAAUAGUCUUUAUGACCCCCUUGGGUUCGUGGCUCCAAUAACAAUGCAAGGUAAAGCCUUAAUCAGAGAACUCUCUUCUGAUCAGAGUGAGUGGGAUGCCCCUCUUCCCACAGAAAAAGAAGAGACAUGGAAAAAGUGGAAGCAAGUCCAGUGUCUCGCUGACACCUUUUGGAAAAGGUGGAGACAGGAGUACCUGACAACGCUGCAGAGACGCAGAAAAUGGACAGCAGAAAAGCCAAAUGUAAAAGUGGGAGAUGUUGUCUUAUUGAAAGACAGUCAGGCACACAGAAAUGACUGGCCAGUUGGGCUUGUGGUAAAAACAUUUCCCAGUACUGACAAAAAGGUUAGGAAAGUCGAACUAAAAACAGUCAAGCAAGGAGCUGCUAAAGUGUUUCUGAGACCAAUCUCACAGAUUGUUGUUCUUCUUUCUGAAGCAUCCUAGAGACAAAAGAUAAAAAUAGAAAGGACAUUAUUUGUUUCUUGAUAUGUUUUAUUUCAUAGUGGCACAAUUUCAUUAUACCAGGCGGGGAGUGUGCUGCCAUCCUGUUAGAAGGUAACAGAUUAUUUUAUUACAAUGGUUCAAUUGGAUUUUCAUUGUGUUCAAUUGUGUUAUUUGCCCCCUAGUGGAGGUUUCUGGUACUUAGAAAGACUACGCAAACAGGAAGUAGAGAAUUUGUUCUGCAGGCAUAGAAGCAGCUACAAACAACGCUACGGUGCAGGUCUUUCAAUGUAGUUAUUUCUUGUCACGCUUCAGCCUUGGAAAAUAUUUGUUUUUUCACAACAUAAACGUUUUCAAUAUAUUCAUUCAAGAAAAGUCACGCCUUGGGAGUUUUAUUGAAGACUUAGUUGUUAGCUAUCUGUCUAGUUUUGCAUGGGAACGCAACUCAAGGGCAGAAUAGU